This is a messenger RNA of Coregonus sp. 'balchen', 4234 nucleotides long. The record is from the annotation of a GenBank genome assembly. Lineage: Eukaryota; Metazoa; Chordata; Actinopteri; Salmoniformes; Salmonidae.
AUGGCGGCGCCCAGUAACGCUGAUCAUUCUCCCGAGAUAUCGACGCCGUUAAAGAUACCGAAAACAGAAGUGCCAUCACCAGAAUCGGAAGAUUUGAGCGACAGCAACCAAUAUCAUUCCAAUCCCUCCACACCUAAUCGUUUCUCGCCUCUCAACGUAGGUUUGUCGAUUUCUGGGAGCGCAGGCCGAAGUGUAUCGGCCUGUGCCUCAAAUAGCUUCACAGCUUGCCGAGGGAUGUCGUGGACCCCAUCCGAAACAAACGCCCUUAUUGCGGUGUGGGGCAAUGAAAGACUGACGGAGGCACGAAUGCAGCAGCUGGAGGUUGCAGGCACCGUUUUCUCUGGAAAGGCUCCUGGUCCCGCAAUGUACGAGCGGGUCUCACGAGCCCUAGCAGAGCUCGGCUACGAAAGGACCCCAUCCCAAUGCAGGGAGAGGAUGAAGGUAAUGGGGGACAGAGUAAGCAUGUUCAUCUAUCACAUAGCUAGGUAGUCAACGUUAGCCAUCUGUCAGACGCUUGCUAGGCAACUUCGUGCUAUGUUCAUUCAUUUUAUGUUAACCAGGAUGUUGUCAUUACUACCUUCCUAGCUAUGCCCCUUUACUAAGUAACGUUACCUAUCUAGCUAGCUAUACUGAACAAAAAUAUAAACGCACCAUGUAAAGUGUUGGUCCCACGUUUCAUAAGCUGAAAUAAAAGAUCCCAGACAUAUGCAGAAAAAGCUUAUUUCGCUCAAAUGUUGUGCACAUUUGUUUACUUCCCUGUUAGUGAGUAUUUCUCAUUUGCCAAGAUAAUCCAUCCACCUGACAGGUGUGGCAUAUCAAGAAGUUGAUUAAACAGCAUGAUCAUUACAUAGGUGCACCUUGUGCUGCGGACAAUAAAAGGCCACUCUAAAAUGUAUAGUUUUGUCACACAACACAAUGCCACAGAUGUAUCAAGUUUUGAGGGAGCAUGCAAUUAUCCUGCUGUCUGCAGGAAUGUCCACCAGAGCUCUUGCCAGAGAAGUUAAUGUUCAUUUCUGUACCAUAAGCCACCUCAACGUCGUUUUAGAGAAUUUGGCAGUACUGUACGUCCAACCGGGCCUCACAACCGCAGACCAUGUGUAACCACGCCAGCCCAGGACCUCCACAUCCGGCUUCUUCACCUGCGGGAUGGUCUGAGACAAGCUACCCGGACAGCUGAUGAAACUGGGUUUGCGCAUCUGAAAAAUGUCUUCACAAACUGUCAGAAACCGUCUCAGGGAAGCUCAUCUGUGUGCUCAUCGUCCUUACCAGGGUCUUGACCUGAAUGCAGUUCGGGGCCGUAACCGACUUCAGUGGGCAAAUGCUCACUUGGAGAAGUAUGCUCUUCAUGGAUGAAUCCCUGUUUCAACUGUACCGGGCAGAUGGCAGCGUGUAUGGCAUCGUGUGGGUGAGUGGUUUGCUGAUGUCAACGUUGUGAACCCCAUGGUGGUGGUGGGGUUAUGGUACGGGCGGGCAUAAGCUACGGACCACUAACACAAUUGUAUUUUAUCGAUGGCAAUUUGAAUACACAGAGAUACCGUGACGAGAUCCUGAGACCCAUUGUGGUGCCAUUCAUCCGCCGCCAUCACCUCAUGUUUCAGCAUGAUAAUGCACGACCCCAUGUCGCAAGGAUCUGUACACAAUUCCUGGAAGCUGAAAAUGUCCGAGUUCUUCCCAGGCCUGCAUACUCACCAGACGUGUCACCCAUUGAGCAUGUUUUGGAUGCUCUGGAUCGACUUGUACGACAGUGUUCCAGUUCCCACCAGUAUCCAAAAACUUCGCACAGCCAUUGAAGAGGAGUCAGACAACAUUCCACAGGCCACAAUAAAAAGCCUGAUCAAGUCUAUGCGAAGGAGAUGUGUUGCACUGCAUGAGGCAAAUGGUGGUCACACUAGAUACUGACUGGUUUUCUGAUCCACGCCCCUACCUUUUUUUUUUUAUCUGUGACCAACAGAUGCAUAUCUGUAUUCCCAGUCGUGAAAUCCAUAGAUUAUGGCCUAAUGAUUUUAUUUCGAUUGACUGGUUUCCUUAUAUGAACAGUAACUCAGUAAAAUCUAGGAAAUUGUUGCAUGUUGAGCUUUAUAUGUUUGUUCAUUGUAGUAAUGUAGCAAGAUAAUGUAACCAGUUGCCCUUCCCUGAGCUAGAUAGAUAGCUAUCCGGUAAGCUGACUGGAAGUUUGCAGAAGAUUGUUGAAUUUUGCAUCUAGUGCAAUUGUAGAGAAUUAAAUAUUCUCAGUUGCAUUUCAAAGCAAAGGAUUUCAGUAAAUGUAUGUAGCCAUUCAUUCAUUUCGGUUAUGGGUGACUAUUCUCUCUCAAAUUGGGUGUAUUUGUGGCAUUGGAUAUGCCUAUAGCUAGCCUAAUAGCUAACACUAACUUCAAGCUCUUCCUCUGACGUUCACACAUCCAUUAUGACCCGCAGACGCUGCGACGGUGCUACAGCCGAGUGAAGGAGCACGGUGUCGGCAAGAGGAAGAGCAGCUACUCCAUCGAGCAGCUGGAAAAGGUGUUUGGUCAGGGGGGAUGGGACUCCCAGACGUGUGCCCCCGUCCUCAUUAACAGCAGUGGCCUGUACCAGGAGAUGGAGUCUGACGGCAGCACGAUGGAGGACUUCUCCCAGGAAGACUGGUGCAACCAGGUGCUGGCCUCCGCCUUCCAGGAGGGAGAGAUGGAAACUGGUGACUGGUGGUGAUUUUAUUGUGGUGUUGACAAAUGUGGGCAAUAGUGAAGUGGUCAGCAGACUUAUUUUUGUUAAAGGGGUAGGUAGACUAUCCAGGGUGCUGGUAGUUCUUAUUAGGGGUAGUUACGGGACUGUGAAACGUUUGGAAGCCCUGUCGUUAGUAUGCAGGCUAUUCCUUCACUCUAUGUCAAAAUGAAUACUGUAGGAGUUAGCUAAUGUGUUCAUAUGCCUGUCAGGUAUCAUUUAAUGUGUUAUGUUGAUGGAAAAUACUGUUAAUUUCUUCAGAGGUAACACAGCCACCAAAGAAUGCCAGAGUCCUGCAGCUUCGACCUGAGCCUUUGGAGCAAGUCCAGUAUGUAUUUUUUCCAUAGAAUGAAUGAUCCCUGAUAACACUACGUGUAAUAUUAGGAUAUAAGGCCAAAAUAAAUGCUUAUUUUUUUACUGCCAAGAUGUGAUAUAUUUGAAAAUGAAAUCACUGACAGAGGCUUAGUUACUGCAUCAUUCAAUGUCCAAUCUUCAUCAAAAAAUUAAGCAGCUGUUCUCAUUACCAAUCCUCCAUUGGUUCCAACCUCAUCUUGACCGUUCAUGUAUUUCUGUCCCUGUCAGGAAACAGGAAGUAAUGCAGAACGUGGUGCGCAUCCUGGAGUCGGUGCAUGUGAAGUGGGAGCACUUCCAGACGUGGACCGACUUCUCCCGGCUGCACCUUUCCAACAAGCUGGCCAUUUUCGGCGUGGGCUACAACACGCGCUGGCGCGAGGACAUCCGCUACCACUAUGCAGAGAUCAGCUCCCAGGUGCCCCUUGGCAAGCGGCUGCGCGAGUACUUCAACCCGGAGAAGGCAGAGGGCCGUGUCAUCAUGACCAAAGUGCAGAAGAUGAACUGGAAGAACGUGUAUUAUAAGUUCCUGGACAUCACCAUUAGCGAGGCACGCUGUCUGGAACUGCACAUGGAGGUGGACUGGAUCCCCAUAGCCCAGUCCAGGGUGACUGGCUGUAGCAAUGGGACCUCCAAGUACCUCCUACCGGGGGGCAUCCCCAAGACUUACGGCCUGUACGCCAUAGGCUACGAGGAGGUGGCGGCGGAGUCGCACUACACAGGGGAGGAUGAGGCCCCAGCCUCUCCACUGCAACACCAAGACACUGACCAGAGCUUGCCUCUCUCUGGGUCGUCAGGCUCCGGCGGGUCCGGGUCCGAGAGUGUGGUGAGGCCGGGGGGACGAGCAGGGGAGGGGGAGAGGACAGGGGCCAAAGUGACCUACUGCUACCUGGGCAUCGCGGAGGAGAGGACCCUACAGCAGUGUCUGUUCCAGCACUUUCAGAGCUCAGGCAAGCACUACAGCCGCAGGGAGCUCUCGGCCGUCACACACUUCCUCCGGGGGAAUUGCAGCGGCACCGGGCAGCAGACCAGGGAAGAGGGCCUCUCCUUGGGCCCUGAACGUUCGGCCAUCUACAUUAAAUUUAUCGAGGUGGAGCUAGAUUUCCUCUCUGCUGGCUCACUGGUGGAAUGUCUAGAAAUUGCAGUUGGUUACUCCUUAAAGUACAAUAACAAAGAGACGUUGUAA